AUGAAAACUGACGUGAAAAAAACUCAGCCUGUCUCGGAGAGCAGGAAGAUCAGGAAGCCUCUGAUGGAGAAAAAAAGACGGGCGAGAAUCAACGACAGUCUGGAAACGCUGAAGCAGAUCCUGCUGGAGUCGAAGACCACUCUGAAGGAGUCUAGGGGGAAGAAUGGACAGAGGACAGCCAAGCUGGAGAAGGCUGACAUUUUGGAGAUGACUGUGAGCUACUUGCAACACCUACACACCAAACUGAAGGAAAUCAAGGAACAAAAUUGCCGGGUAAGCAGAGUUCAGAGCAAGGAUAGUUGUGUUACUUUGAUUCCUACGAAGUUGAGCAGUGGUGAAGUGGUGUAUUUCCUUCCUUCGAAUUUGGAGGGUACUCAGAAGAAACAUACCGAGAAAUUGUCGCGGCCGGUGAAGGCUGAGAGUGUCUGGAGACCGUGGUGA
Molecule: messenger RNA, 441 nt
Organism: Anoplophora glabripennis (Asian longhorned beetle)
Lineage: Eukaryota; Metazoa; Arthropoda; Insecta; Coleoptera; Cerambycidae
Product: transcription factor HES-2-like
Exons: 1
Coding region: 1-441 (146 amino acids)
Biological process (GO): regulation of transcription by RNA polymerase II; regulation of neurogenesis; anterior/posterior pattern specification
Cellular component (GO): nucleus
Molecular function (GO): protein dimerization activity; DNA-binding transcription factor activity, RNA polymerase II-specific; RNA polymerase II cis-regulatory region sequence-specific DNA binding
Source: RefSeq, a predicted model, not a curated record